Messenger RNA from Spinacia oleracea (spinach), 1123 nucleotides. RefSeq lists its product as uncharacterized. The transcript has 2 exons. The record is from RefSeq and is a predicted model, not a curated record. Gene Ontology annotation, molecular function: protein binding. Lineage: Eukaryota; Viridiplantae; Streptophyta; Magnoliopsida; Caryophyllales; Amaranthaceae. The coding region runs from base 169 to 963 and encodes 264 amino acids.
CUCGCGCUGGAUCUAUUAAGUGACAUAUUGAAAAAAAAAAUACAAAAAAAAAAAACUCGCUUCUCAAAUGCCCCAUUAAGCUUCCAUCACCAUUGAAGUUCAACUACAAUUUGCAUCAACACCGCCAUAUUCGAAACUAUCCUUAAUCUCUCAGACUUAUAGGAUAAGAUGGAACCCAAGCGAAAAAAGAUUGCUACAGUAGAUUUGAGAAGCAACAAUAACGCUGUGGAAAACUCUUCAAAUAUUGCUGUUGAUUCAUAUUUGCCUGAAGAGGAUAGUUGGAUUAUUGUUAAGAAGCAGAAAGUUAACAUUCUGAUUCCUCGUCUUCCCACUAUUGAGCAGCCUACGGUGCCUGAUCUUGAACAAGGUCAGCUGUGUGGAGAUAUAUCUAACAAGAUGACUAAUAUUCCAUCUGAGCUUUUACUGGAGAGAAGUGAUGGGUCAAUGUCUUUGUCUCCAAACUCAAAUACCCAAUCUUGUACAAAAGUCUAUUCUCCUGCAGACAAUGCAGUAGCAACCCCGGAACCAAGACGGCCAGUGGAAGACCAAGUAGGGUUGACAUCCUUUUCGGGGAAGACAGAAACUGUUAUAAAAUCCCUUAAAACAUCUCCAAAGCUCGUCAGACCAUCCAUGAUGAAACAAGGUCUAUCUGUAUUUUAUAGCUUGUCCACUUCCACCAUGAAUAUCAAUAAGAAGAUGCGGGCAUCAAAUCUUGAAAGAAACAUCUUAAGUGCUGGUGGAUUGAGCAGGUGGCUUUCUUCUCUUGGAUUGGAGCAAUUCGAAGGAAUUCUACGUGCAAAAAAUGUCAAUAAAUUUCACUUGGCAGAUCUGUCAAUGAAGAAGCUAAAGGAUAUGGGUGCUCAUGCUGUUGGACCAAGAAGAAAGUUGAUUCAUGCUAUAGACUGUGUUUGUCAGCCUUAUUCUUAUGCACCUUACAAGAAUUUUCACUAUCGAUUAAGAUAGGGAUUAGUGAUUCAAAAUUCGGUAUCCUAUACUUGUAUGAUAAUGUUCCUAAUCCUGAAAAUAUUUUGAGCAGUCUUUCCUAAAUGUACUAUAUGCAGCUGAUGUAUUCUAUUGAAGUAUUGACUAUUGAGUGUAUAACUGUACCUCAAUUAGAUGUUAA